Molecule: messenger RNA, 1659 nt
Organism: Phacochoerus africanus (Common warthog)
Lineage: Eukaryota; Metazoa; Chordata; Mammalia; Artiodactyla; Suidae
Product: solute carrier family 22 member 10-like
Exons: 10
Coding region: 1-1659 (552 amino acids)
Biological process (GO): transmembrane transport
Molecular function (GO): transmembrane transporter activity
Source: RefSeq, a predicted model, not a curated record
AUGGCCUUUGAGGAGCUCCUGAACGAAAUUGGUGGUUUGGGGAAAUUCCAGAUCCUUCAGAUGGUUCUAGCUCUACCUUGUCUCAUGUUAACAAUUUGUCAAAUUCUGUUGGAGAAUUUCACUGCAGCCAUUCCUGGUCAUCGCUGCUGGGUCCACAUCCUUGAUAAUGACACUGUCUCUGAUAACGAUACAGGGACUCUCAGCCCUGAUGUUCUCCUGAGAAUCUCCAUCCCCCUGGACUCAAACUUGAAACCUGAGAAAUGUCACCACUUCCUCCAGCCCCAGUGGAAGCUCCUUCACCUGAAUGGAACCUUCCCCAAUGUGACUGAUCUGGACAUGGAGCCCUGUGUGGAUGGCUGGGCGUAUGACCGAAGCUCCUUCUCCUCCACAAUCAUGACUGAGUGGGACCUCGUAUGUGAUUACCAGUCACAGAAACCAUUGGCUCAAUUUGCAUUCAUGGCUGGAAUGCUGCUGGGAGGCUUCAUAUAUGGCUGUCUCUCAGACAGGUUUGGGCGAAAGGUGAUUCUCAGGUGGUGUUUGCUUCAGCUCGCCAUCUCUGGGACCUGUGCAGCCUUUGCCCCCAACUUUCUCGUUUACUGCUCUCUACGCUUCUGGUCGGGUUGUUCUGCUGUGGUCGCCAUGUCAAAUAACUGGAUGCUCGUUAUAGAGUGGAUAAGGUCCCAGUCAAAAGCCUGGGUAAUAACACUGAUGAACUGUGCCUUUAGUCUGGGACAGAUAAUGCUGGGAGCACUGGCUUUAGUCUUUCGAGACUGGCGCACCCUGCAGCUGGUGGUGUCUGCACCUUUCUUUGUCUUCUUGUUCUCAUCAAGGUGGCUGGUGGAAUCUGCUCGGUGGCUGAUUAUCACCAAUAAACCAGAGGAGGGCUUAAAGGAACUUCAAAAAGUUGCACGCAGAAAUGGACUAAAGAAUAUUGAAGCCACCCUGAACAUGGAGGGUUUGAGAGCUACCAUGCAGGAGGAGCUGGAGGCAGCACAGACCAAAACGACUCUGCUGGACUUGCUCCGCACACCCAACCUGCGUAAAAGGAUAUGUCUCCUGUUCUUUGUGAGAUUUGCAAACGCAAUACCCUUUUACGGCAUCUUUAUCAAUCUGCAGUACUUUGGGAGCAACAUUUUCCUGUUCCAGGUCAUCUUUGGAAUUCUCACUGCCUCAGUCCGAUUUGCUGCACUUUUAUUUCUGAGUCAUAUGGACCGUCGACCAACCGUGAUGUUAUUCAUGUUCUUCCUGGGGCUUUCUAUUUUGGCCAACAUGUUUGUGCCCCAAGAAAUGCAGACCCUGCGUGUGACCUUGGCAAGUUUGGGGAUCAGCUUUGCUGCUGCCUUUGUCAACUGUUAUUGUGUCCAUUAUGCUGAACUCAUCCCCACUUUUGUCAGGGCAACAGCUUCGGGAUUAGAUAAUGUGGCUGCCAGAGGUGGGGCAACAUUGGCUCCCCUCUUGGUGACCCUAGAGGUGUAUCUACCCACCUUGCCCUGGAUCAUCUAUGCAGUAAGUCCCAUCCUUGGUGGUCUUGUCAUCUUCUUCCUACCUGAAACCAGAAACUUGCCUCUGCCGGACACCAUCCAGGAUGUGGAAAAUGACAACAAAUUCUCAAGAAAAGUAAAUAAAAAAGAUUCCCGCAUAAAAGUGACAAAAUUUUAA